AUGAUCAUCUUCUUAUCUCUCCUUCUCUUCUCGGGAGCAGCUGCUACUGACGAAGGCUGGAUUGAUGUGAUUAGAGAUGAAACAAAAAUCGAGUUUGACUUGGAACGCACACCUCUUCAAAUAAAGACGAUCCAAGGAAAGGACGUUAUAAGUGUGUGGUUCUACGACGAAAGUGGUGCCAGUUCGGGAAAGAUCUUCCUUAGGGGACUGAAAUCUUCCUCAGUCUCCCUUUUUCCCCCAAGAUACGAACUUUACGACUGUAUGCCGACACAGAACUUGCCCCAUCAUUUUGUGCUGCCAAUUGAUAGUGAUACUGUGUGGACCAUCACAAAGAAGUUCCCAGGACCAAGAAUAACUGUGCAGUGUAACGAGGUAACAGUAGUGGACGUCACGAUGUCAGAUGAGGUGUGUACAACUACAUACUGGAAUACACCGUGGAGUAAAGAUGUGUCGAAGAUAAAGUUCCAUCCCACGCUAGACACUGCCUCCAAGUACUACAGACCUAAACCACUAGGUACAAAACGGCUGACCAAUUCUUGA
Molecule: messenger RNA, 540 nt
Organism: Bolinopsis microptera
Lineage: Eukaryota; Metazoa; Ctenophora; Tentaculata; Lobata; Bolinopsidae
Exons: 2
Coding region: 1-540 (179 amino acids)
Source: RefSeq, a predicted model, not a curated record